AUGGAAGAGGUCGAUCGUAUUCUCAUUCAAAGUCUGCAGGCUCUUGGCUGUCACAUUGAGGACACCGUUCAAAAUUUACACGAGUUUGACGUGAACACGUUAUUUUGUUGUGUAUCAAAAUGUGUCUCAUUAAUCACUAGUAAAACUGAUCUUCCUCUGCGUUUACCACAAAAUAUUUCGACAAGAUUUAAAAUAUGUGGUGAAUUAGCACAACUUUGUCAGUCAAUCGGAUAUAGAGGAGAUAUUGGCUAUCAAACAUUUUUGAGUGUCAAUGAAAAUGAAGCAAGAAAAUUAUUGAAUUUCUUGAUCGAAAGUGUUCCAAAAGAAAUAUCGAUUGUUGCAAGUACUUCUACGACAUUGGACCCAUGGGAAAUCUUAGAAAAAAAAUUAUCGGCAAAAUUAACAGUUCAGUUAACAAAUCAGACCUGGAUUCCUUAUAAUUUAGUGGGUUUUUCAGAUGUUACCUUCAGUCAUUCAGCAGCAGCAUUUGCUCAUAGACUUGGUUUCACACCGUCGAAACAAUACAAUGUAGUUCCAUUACAUGUUCCAACUUAUAAGAAAAUCAGGCCAGGAGAUGAACUUUUAUCAUCAUCUCAAUCAUAUGCGUUUGAACAAGUCAAUUUUCAAGAUUUAGCCGAUUCGUUAUUUUAUGAAAAUCAAGUCGCAUGUUGGCUUGAAAGACGAAAAGAAUCGAAUUAUUUGAUUCCUGGUCGAUCACUUACAAAUAAAGUAUCUGAUGUUAUACUGGAAAAAAUUCAAACAAUGGAAAAAAAUGAUAUGGAGAGUGAAAACCGAAAUAUGUUAAUUAAUAAUAAUUUGUGUAACGAUAAUAGUGGUUUAGUAUCAAGGUCACGUUUUAUGCAUGCUGAUAAAAUAAAACAAGAAGAAAACAAAGAAACGAACCAGAUUAGUGGACCAGUUCUGCCAACAAAGCUUGUCGAUCAUACGGAAGAAAUUGAUUCAUUGAAGUCGGCAAUAAGCGAAAAUGAUAACAUUAUUAGUCAAAUUGAAUUACAACUGAAAAAAUUACUUAAAGAUACAAAUAAGUAUGAACAAUUUAAAAUCACAACCAAAGCUGAUAUUGAAAAUUUGAAUAAAGAAAUUGCGUUAAAGAAACAAGCAACUGAGUACAUCUUAUCAAUUGAUCCAGAAACAGAACGAUUGCAGAAUGCGAUUGAAAAAUUGAAAGUUAAAUUAACGAUAUUGGAUUCUCAAUGGAAUGAUAUUAGACAAACAUUAGCAGAUCAAAAAGAUUCUCUUAACAAGUCAUUAAAUGAUCGUCUUUCACAAUCAAAUGAAAAACUUCAAUUAAUUAACGAUAUGAAACAGAAGGGUCGUUCACUUAUAAAUGAUAUUAAAGAUAAAGAUGAAGUAUUACAACGUUUGAAUGGCGAAUAUGAACAACAGAAAACAAAAUUAAACAAUAAACGAGAUAAUAAUCGACAAUUUUUCACUAAACAAAUAUUAGAAAUCGUUGCCAAUACAACAAAACAAAAAGAAGAAAUAAAUAAAACGAUUAUUGAAACUCGAGUAUUACAAAAAGAUUUAAAUCGUUUAACAGAAAAAUUAGAACGAACAUUUCAAGUAACAGAUACACGAUUAUUUAAAGAUGCGAAGGCGGACGAAUGUGCUCGUCGAUCGUACAAAAUGUUGAUAGCGUUACAUAAUGAUUGUGAUUUUAUUUAUAAAAUUGUUGAAGAAAUUGGAGUAAUUAUUCGUGAAAUACGUGAAUUAGAAGAUCAAAUUGAAGGUGAAACACAAAAAAAUAUGUCAACAAAUUUAGAAACAUUGUUAAUAGAAUAUAAGAAAAUUAAAGAUGAAAAUUUAGCGUUAAAAUCAAAAUUCUCAAAUUCGAAACAGUGA
Didymodactylos carnosus is the source of this 1863-nucleotide messenger RNA. NCBI's taxonomy places the organism in Eukaryota, Metazoa, Rotifera, Eurotatoria, Philodinida, Philodinidae. The record is from the annotation of a GenBank genome assembly.